AAGAAAAAAAUUUAAGCAGUCGCAGGGGGGUUCGAGAAAGUCAGCAAUAGUCAGCGACAGUUUGAGAAGUUCAGCGAUCGUUAGCGAUAGAUUGCAAUAGUGUGGGAUCACUUUAUGAUAACUUUUUUUUUUUUUUACAUUUUUGAGCGCGCCAAUUUGUGCCAUUUAUAAAGCUUGGGCCUACUCCUAAAACUCUGCUUAGAAGCGUUAACAGAUACUUUUGAAAACCAUGAAGGGAUUUUGCGCUGACAAUAUUUCUUCCCAGAAUUUGAUGAAGUCCUCAGUUCAGAGGAGUAUCAAAGCGACGAUUUUAAAGCAAUAUCCCAAAUUAGAAGAUUUCAUUGAGGAUAUAUUUCCCAAAAAGGGGCCCCUUUUUUUAGGAAAAUGCAUAAACCACGUGACUGUAAUUAUUGGGAACAAUGAGUUGCUCUUUUUUCAAAUAAGGAAUGGUCCUUGGAUGCCCAACUUAAAAUUAGUGCACAAAUACCCCUUCAUGAUGCCACAGAUACAAGUUGACAAGGGAGCCAUAAAAAACGUCCUGCGUGGGUCGAAUAUAAUGUGUCCUGGAGUUACAUCCCCCGGUGGGAAGCUAGACGACGUGGAAUCAAACACGGUGGUCCAAAUUCGAGCGGAGGACAAAGAGUUCGCGUGUGCCCUAGGAAUAACUACCAUGUCGUCUAAGGAAAUCUUGGAGGUGAACAAGGAUAUCUGCAUUGAAAAUAUACAUUACCUGAAUGAUGGCUUGUGGAAUUGCAAAAUUGAGAAUUAGUUGUGGCGGGGGUUGCGCUCAGCGGAUUGGAUAACCCUCCUGGGGUGUGCACGCCGUCCUGAAUAGAAGAAAAAAGGAGGCAUCAACAUACGGGCGGUCAUUUGUAGCUCCUGGCAGCUUUGAUCAUCUCCUCGCAGCUGCUUUUAUUUGAUUCGUUUGUAUCACGUUUUUUCGAAGCACUAUUUUGUAACGCAUCAAAUGGGGUGAGAGGCAUUUGUGCCAGAUUUCCUCUUUUAAAAUUUAUGCAGCGUUAUAUGUGUAACUACAUAUUCGGAUGGUGUUUGUUUUCGUUAAAGGUAUGUUCCUUUAGAGAUUAAAUUUGGGAAUAUGUUUUUUUUUUUUUUUUUUUUUCUUCUCCUUCUUCAGCUUAAGUCAUUUGUUCUUCAUUUUAAUGCAAAUGUUGCGAAUUCGUUAACUUUGGUUCUUUGUCGACAGCGGGGGUGGGAAUUUUCGCCUUGUCAUUUUCCCCUGCAUUUUGCGCCAAACAAUUCGUGCCUUUCACACUUUAUUUUCGCGCUAUCAUUUUGCUUCGACGUUUAUUUUUUCACCUUUUAUUUGGCCCCAUUUCGCUAUCUUCCAUUUUAAUGUGAUAAAAUUCGCAUAUAAACCAUUU
Messenger RNA from Plasmodium vivax (malaria parasite P. vivax), 1382 nucleotides. Its product is annotated as cell cycle regulator protein, putative. The coding region runs from base 230 to 769 and encodes 179 amino acids. The transcript has 6 exons. Gene Ontology annotation, molecular function: RNA binding. Gene Ontology annotation, biological process: formation of translation preinitiation complex. Lineage: Eukaryota; Apicomplexa; Aconoidasida; Haemosporida; Plasmodiidae. The record is from RefSeq and is a predicted model, not a curated record.